Paramacrobiotus metropolitanus is the source of this 1975-nucleotide messenger RNA. RefSeq names its product JNK1/MAPK8-associated membrane protein-like. The coding region runs from base 743 to 1732 and encodes 329 amino acids. Gene Ontology annotation, biological process: response to unfolded protein. The transcript has 7 exons. NCBI's taxonomy places the organism in Eukaryota, Metazoa, Tardigrada, Eutardigrada, Parachela, Macrobiotidae. Gene Ontology annotation, molecular function: ubiquitin protein ligase binding. The record is from RefSeq and is a predicted model, not a curated record. Gene Ontology annotation, cellular component: membrane.
CGGGUACGCUGGCAGAGUAAAAGUAAGUAACGUUAUCGCAUGAUUAGUUUAAUUGCGCUACUCUGUUUUACGAGUACUACUUGCUAUACAAAUUAUUUUUAAAUCAAAUUAAAUGUACCUAGUUAAUUUCCGAAUCGUAUCUGUACUCUGGUAGGUGGUAAUGAAUCUGCUUAGAAUUAGAAAGUGGUGAGUGACAAUAUGGCAGGAAGUGGGGCGGAAGUCAACAGAAAGUCAACUGACGAUGAAAUCGUGACAAAGCGGGCGGAAACGGAUUCGAACCCUUUGACUACCCUCCGAUGGCGGAAGAACAGAUCGCCAAUACGACUUUCUUGCAUUUCGAUUUUCCAGUUUACUGUUUUCCACUUUUCCUUCUUUGCUCCACAUGUAUUAUUGUUUUUCCAUUCAUUCGUUUUAGAAUGUACACUAAAGAACAUUUUAAAAAUCAUCUAUAGUACCACUCCAAAGUUCUCCAUUAUUUUUUCCGGAAUAAUCCUCCUUGUUUGAAUGACAAGCUGAUAGCAGAUCCUGCCCAUAUACACUGCCUGCAUCGAUCCCCAUCUACGAGCUCCACCGUCAAUUCCCUCUUUGCACACCAAAUUCAUCAUAAUCGCGUGUCCAAUGAUGGCGCACACGGAGUGACUAAUCCUCCGUGUUUUGUACGAUCAUCUGUCGACAUCCAUCGCUUCGGGUUAAGCGAGCAGUCAGUCGGCCAGACAUCAACCACGCUCUCCAUGAUCAGACGAUGGAUCCACUACACCCCACAAUGAACCACCACAACCUGACGUCGACCGUGGAGAGGAAAUUCGUCCAGCUGCAGUAUCUCGGCACACUGACCUUGUGUCCAGGAUACUGCGGGAGAAUAGCUACCCCCGACAAUCUCCUCUCCGAGUGCAUGGCUUGUCCGCGCGGUACCCGCGCCAGCCAGAAGAAUUCCCUGUGUGAGCCCUGCCAGGACUUCCUGACCCCCUACGCCUGGAUGUAUCUGGCCUUUAUGGCCGCCCUGCCCCUCAUCUUCCACCUCACCGUCAUCGAUAUGAUCUUCCGCAAAUGGCGAAGGAAGAGCUAUGUGAUACUGCAGCUGUCGGCGCUGCUGGAGGCCGCCGCAUCAGCGGUGAUAACUAUGGCGUUUUUCCGGAAGGAUGAUCAGUUUCGGAUGCGAUUUUGCGGCGCGGACCGGCUGGCGGACUGGUACAGCGUCUUCCACAAUCCCAAACCGGAUUAUAUCCACACCCUCAACUGCUCACAGGAGGUCGUCUAUCCCUUAUAUUCCGUGGUGUUUGUGUACUAUUUUCUCUCUCUGCUGCUGAUGCUGAUAUGUCGCGGUGUAUCGGCCAAAUGGUCAUGGAACGGCAUGGCGCGGAACGCCCUGUUAGGGGGAUUAUACCAGUAUCCGGUUCUGUUGGCGGUCCACGCCGGCUGCGCUGGACUGCUAUAUUUCAUUUUUCCCUACGUGACGAUCAUCGCGGCGUCCGUGACAUCGGCCAUGCACUGCUCCCUCAUCAAAAAGCAGACAUUAUGGGAGAUCCUCAAGGGCCUCUUCUCCUCCAUCCACAGCGUCAUCGUCGUUGUGGCGCACUGGAUUUUAUUGGGAUUCGGUGUGUUGGCCAUUUAUUACAAGGACUCCGUCGUGGAUAUUCUGAAAAUCGCCCCCAGCGUCCUGGCACCGCUCAUCAUCUACCUGGUCACCUUCCGCUUGACGGAUCCGAAGAAAUAUUACGAUCACUUUGAGUAGGACAAAUUUUUUAAUUUUUUCGUUGAGUGUGUGGAAUUUGCAUUUUUUUGUUGAUGUGUUUUGGUUUGGCCUCUGAAUUGCGACGAUCUCAUGGGAUUUUCUGCACGGGUUAGCAGCGUGGGUACACCGUACACCACAGUGAUAUCGGGGGAUACUGUUUAUGUUGUGAUUGAUUUUUUUAAUUAUUUUUUUGCUGCUUUUGUAUUAGUUUACACGGGUGUGAUUUCUGUUGGAAGAAAAAAA